AUGUCUCGAAAGAAGGUGAAGCUUGCCUACAUCCAAAACCACCCAACUCGAAAACUAACAUUCAAAAAAAGAAAGAAGGGUUUCAUGAAAAAGAUGAGUGAAAUCACUACCCUUUGUGAUGUUGAGGCCUGUGCUGUCGUUUACGGACAGAACGAUACUCAGCCUGAGGUUUGGCCAUCUCCUUCGGGAGUACAAGGCACAUACGCGAAGUUCAGGACAAUGCCGCCAAUGGAACAGACCAAAACGCAGCUGAACAUUGAGGCUUUUCUGAGGCAGCAGAUCGAGAAGGCAAAGGACCAGCUGAGGAAACAGAAGAAGGAGAAUCGGGAGAAAGAAAUGUCAAUCAUGAUGAGUCAGUGUUUAGCUGGGAGGUCCCUGCAAGAUCUGAACAUGGGGGAUCUGAAUGACCUAGGGUGGGUGAUUGACCACAAAGUGGAGGAGAUAAACAGAAAAGUGAAGAAAGUGCAGGAAGAGCUGGCUCAAAACGAGAACAAUCAUGUCCAAGUAGUACCAACACCACCACCACCACCAGCAGCGAUUAGUGGCAGAAUAAUGCACAUGCAACAAGCUCAGUCGGCUGCACCGAUGGAGAUAAUGACUCCACAAGACUAG
Messenger RNA from Malus domestica (apple), 612 nucleotides. RefSeq names its product agamous-like MADS-box protein AGL80. Lineage: Eukaryota; Viridiplantae; Streptophyta; Magnoliopsida; Rosales; Rosaceae. Gene Ontology annotation, molecular function: DNA-binding transcription factor activity, RNA polymerase II-specific; RNA polymerase II cis-regulatory region sequence-specific DNA binding; protein dimerization activity. Gene Ontology annotation, biological process: positive regulation of transcription by RNA polymerase II. The record is from RefSeq and is a predicted model, not a curated record.